This is a messenger RNA of Peromyscus leucopus (white-footed mouse), 987 nucleotides long. RefSeq names its product ADP ribosylation factor like GTPase 3 (gene Arl3). The record is from RefSeq and is a predicted model, not a curated record. The transcript has 7 exons. Gene Ontology annotation, biological process: cilium assembly. NCBI's taxonomy places the organism in Eukaryota, Metazoa, Chordata, Mammalia, Rodentia, Cricetidae. Gene Ontology annotation, cellular component: microtubule cytoskeleton; cytoplasm. Gene Ontology annotation, molecular function: GTP binding; GTPase activity. Bases 149 to 727 code for a protein of 192 amino acids.
AGCAGAACCCCGCCCCAUCCCGCUGCUUCGCUCCUCCGCUGCGUGCCAGGGACGUCAGGGGCGGCGCCGCAGCAGUUACCCCUGGUAACGGGGGAGGCAGAAGGAGGAGGAGGCGGAGGCGGAGGAGGAGGAGGGACUCGGCUUGAGGAUGGGCUUGCUCUCUAUUUUGCGCAAAUUGAAAAGUGCACCAGACCAGGAGGUGCGAAUCCUUCUCCUGGGCUUGGACAAUGCCGGCAAGACGACCCUGCUGAAGCAGCUUGCAUCUGAAGACAUCAGCCACAUCACACCUACACAGGGUUUUAACAUCAAAAGUGUACAGUCACAAGGGUUUAAACUGAAUGUAUGGGACAUUGGCGGACAGAGGAAAAUCAGGCCAUACUGGAGGAGCUAUUUUGAAAAUACGGAUAUUCUUAUAUAUGUAAUUGACAGCGCAGACAGAAAAAGAUUUGAAGAGACGGGUCAGGAACUAACGGAAUUACUGGAGGAAGAAAAGCUAAGUUGUGUGCCCGUGCUCAUCUUUGCUAACAAGCAGGACCUACUCACGGCAGCCCCCGCCUCCGAGAUCGCAGAAGGGCUGAAUCUACACACCAUCCGGGACCGGGUCUGGCAGAUCCAGUCCUGCUCAGCUCUCACAGGCGAGGGCGUCCAGGACGUGCAACCAUACUGUGAGGACUGGUCCGUACUGCUCCAGGACGUAGCGUCCCGCCUUGCCACGUGGAUGGCAUGAACUGGGUCUGCAAGAACGUCACCGCGAAGAAGAAAUAGUCUAGAGCCGUGGAGCUGCAGGAGCUGUAGGAGCCGCGUUCGGCCCGAAAAGCACUGGUCUGCUGUUUUCUGACCAAAUGCUUUUUCAUCUGCACAGUCGCCGCUGUGUGACGAGGGGACAAGAGCUUCCGAAGAACCCCUCUCCAGCCGUAGGUUUUAACUGAUCUCCAAGGUUCAGUAUCGUUUUUCAAAUAAAGGAAUUAUAUUAUUUCCUCUGCAUAA